CGGACUGGUUGGCAGAGGUAGGGGGAAAUCAUGAGUGGGGUGGUUUAGCUCAUGGGACAAGGAAGGGAGGGGGCACCGUGCAACUUGCUGGACGGAACUUGAUGCGUGCAUUCAAACAGAAGCCAAGCAAGAACGGAUCUCAAGGCCGCUGGGAAUAUAGAGGAAACUCACUGAAGAUUCACCUUGUUCUGCAGAGAAGUUACACACUAGGAAAUGGUUACAAAAGGCUGAAAAGUCAGAGAACAUCAGGAAAAGGAGGGGAAAAACAGGCCCGUCAUUUCCAAGAGACAAGUCAAGGGAGCUGUUAAUGCAACAUGAUCCAGUGGGUCUUGCCCUAAAAAUACCUCUGGGCAGGAGAGUGGCAGCUAUCUCUAUCUGCUUCAUUACCUUGUAAUCAACAAUUUCUUUUUCUUCUUCGGACAAUAACUGAGGUCAGAGAAGAGCGAUUUUGGGAGAAUCUAUCCAUGGUAGAUGUGUUUCUAUAUAGUUUAAUUUGGCUUUCCAAGUACAAGAAAGUGAUAGACUUUCUUAAAUUAAAAAAUGUGAUAACCUUGUUAACUGUAAUUUACAUGUAAAGCCUGCUCAUAGACUCCAAUGCCCUCAUUGGAUUUUGGUGUAGAAUUCUGAGAGAGGGCCCGGUCAGUGCUAUCAGCACACAAUUCAUUAGAGAAUCCAUUGUAGGAUCUAUCAAAUCACUUCAACCAUGAGAAAAGCUGAGAUGCAAAUGACCCUGAAAAAAGGGGCAGAUGAAGCAGCGGCACCCCCGAGCCCUAUCAUCCCCCCAAAGCGGUCCAAAGCGAGCCCAGUGCAAGUUGUCCCGGACCCUCGAGGACCCGGUUAUCCCACCCCGACUCCACCUGUUUUUACACGCAAAAUGAGGAACGCCGCUGUGGGGACAGGCUGUGACAUCCGUUUGAAGGUGACGGUGGCUGGAGACCCCCAGCCCUCCCUGUACUGGUACCACAAUGAGGAACUCCUCAACAUGGAGAACCAGGAGUACGGAGGGCUCUGGAUUAGGGAUUGCAAGCCCAGUGAUGCUGGCCUCUACACCUGCAUUGCCAACAAUCACGUGGGAGAGGCUCGGAGCAGCGCUGUACUGGCUGUCUUGGAUCUGGGUGAAGAUUCCGAAACAACAGACGAUGAAGGUGACCAAUUUGAGACCAAAGAAGAUAGUGGGGAUGUUGAGGACCAGGCUGUGCAUAAAGGAGAUGCAGUGAUGGACAAAUGUGCAGAAGAUGACAGUAGAACGCAUGGAUAUGAGGAUCACCCUAACACAACCAGGAGCCAGUCAGAGAAUCUUUCAAGAGAAUCUCCCCCACAAGCCCUCCCACCCCCAUCCCCAAGACUCAUCAAACGUCCCUCCACCUCUCCAAUGCCAAGUCGCUCUGGUUCAACAACUCCUCUCAGCUUUCGGAAGAAAAUUGUUGUGCCAACUGACUACCAAGACACAGUGCCAGGGGAGUUUGAAGAAAAGGUUAAGCAGCCAAAAGCCGUGUCCCAAAGCAACAGCCAGGACUCCCGACCUCAGACUCCACUGAGCGAGUACUCCCGGAAAGAAUUUACUCUCAGACCAUCCCCAAAGCUUACUAGGCCAAGCUCAAAGGUUUUUGAGAAGGUCCGUGGCUUAGAGGAGCGGAGACGAAGCCUUGAUAUUCCAGAAGGUUCCAUCACGGGAGGAUCCUGGGCAGGGUUCAAUCGUGCGGGAUCUGUAGAUUCAGAUGAUGGAGGAAGCCGGUUGGGCAUCUCUAGAGAAAGUUCAAGGGAAGAUCUAAGGGAGGCUUUGACAGAGGAUGCUGCUGAGCGAAGAUCUAUGUUUAGACAGAGAGCCGCUUCGCUGGAGGAUAAACCUCGCUACUCCCAAAAAGUUCAAGACAUUGAGAACAAGUUCACGGAGGAGCUCCAGCGCAUUAAGAAGCUUGUUGGUAAACCUCAUCUGAAGAAAUCGUUUUCAACUGAACAGCUCACUCUAAGGAGCAAGCAGCGUCAGCCUUUCAGGAAAAUUGAACCUAUUCCUCCACAAGUCCUUCAAAAGCUCCAAGAAAGGGAACGUGCCCAGUGGGCAAAGGAACAGAGGGAAAAGGAACAUAGUCAGCAACCAAUGCAGCAACAACAGCAAACACAGCAAGAACAGCAUAAAUCCCAGCCCCAGAAGACAGCAAGCACUGGUUCAACCACUGUAACAGUAAUCAGUAGAUUUGGAGAAGUCACAGGCACCCCAGAAUCCAUGCAGUUAUCUGACUUACCAGGACAACGAUCAGUGAGAGAAUUAAGCCGAGUUAGUCCAGUAACGGAAAUCAUUCAGAGAUCGUCAUCACCAGCAUUAUAUAACCAACAAAGGGAAGACUCGCAGAGCAGAAAUGUCGCUGAGAUGACAUUACGCAAGGUUGAACGGAGGCCACCAAGUCCGCUCGUACAGAGGGUAUCUCGAAUGCAAGAAUCCCCGCACAUCCAAGAAUCCCUUGUGCAAACAUCACAAAAGGAUGAGACUUCGGGGAGAAAGACGCCAAUAGAGGUAGCAUUAAGAAAAAUUGAAAACAGACCUGAAAGUCCACUGGUACAAAAAAGGGCUGUCAUUGUGAUAGAUCUUCCCCCUCAACCUCCUUCAAAACCCCCAAGGAUGUCACCCGUCACUCCAACUGAGGAGAGAAUGGAGGUGGAUCUACCUAAACCAGCCUUAAAGAUAAGAAUCCCCGCAAUUAUUGUCGAAGAUGAAAAGAUGGAAGAGGAUGUUCAUAAGAAGACAAGUGAGCCUCAGCAGAUUACUGCUAGUGCCAAAGAGGGACGACAGCUGAAGACCAAAGGAAAGAACCGCCGCCCUCGACCCAUGUCUCCAGAGUUAGAUUCUUCAGAUGAUUCUUAUGUUUCUGCUGGAGAAGACCCGAUGGAGGCCCCUGUAUUUGAGUUUCCCCUGCAGGACACUGUAGCAUCUGCUGGUGCAGAUGUGCUACUAAAAUGCAUCAUCGCCGGCACCCCCAUUCCUGAAGUUACCUGGAUGAAAGAAAAUACGAAAAUCACCAGCAUUGCAAAUUAUGCAGUCAAAGUGGAGGGUGAACGACAUACACUGCUCAUCAAAUCAGCUAGAAUAAGUGAUGGUGGAAAAUACUGUGUAACUGCUGUUAAUCAGAUGGGCAGCGCGUCCAGCAGUGCCACCCUUAUAGUCAAAGCAGAGUCUGUUCAGGAGCCAAAGGGAAACCUGGGCGUGCCUCGGGAUAUCAGCAGCCCUAUUACAUCUGACGAGGAGUAUCUCAGUCCCCUGGAGGAAAGCAUGGAUUUUGGAGGGCCAGAGCUCAAGCGAACUAUUGACACACGAUUCAGGAAACCCCCUGCAUUCCUGGUAACAAUGAGUGAUCAAGCUGUCAUUGAAGGACAGGAAGUCACCGUGUCUGUCCGAAUAAGUGGACAACCCAAACCCAUGCUCUAUUGGCUGAGGGACAGAGUCACGGUGAAAACAGGCCCGCGUCACAUUGUGCAUGAGACAGAAGAUGGCACGUUUGAAAUGACCAUCAAGUCAGCAGUGAGAUCGGACUCUGGGAUUUACACCUGUAAGAUCAUUAAUGAGUAUGGGACAAAGCAGUGUGAAGGAAAGCUGGAGGUAAAAGCACCGCCAGUUGAGCCAGGCCUGGCCGUCAUCCGCCCGGUCAGGGACAUCACAGCCAAGGCUGGAGAGACAGUUUUGUUUGAGUGUCAUGUCAUCGGACCGAAGGACACUGAUGUGGACUGGCUUGCAGAUGGGAAGCUGAUCCAGCCGGCAUUGCUCAACUGCAAGAUGCACUUCGAUGGAAGAAAGUGCCGGCUGCUGCUCAACUCCGUACACGAGGACGACAGUGGGACAUACAUGUGCAAGCUCAGCACAGCUAAAGAGGAAGUGACUUCAUGUGGCAAACUCAAAGUCAUCCCUUCAUUUGAACCUCUCUUCACUCGCAAGCUGGACGUUCUAGAAGUGAUUGAGGGGCGCAAUGCUCGGUUUGACUGCAAAGUCAGUGGGACGCCAUCUCCUAAGGUCAUCUGGAGCCACUUUGAUCAUCCGCUCACUGAAAGUGAGGACAUUCGUAUUCUUCAAGAGGGCGGCCGCCACUCUCUCUUCAUUUCUCAUGUGACCAAUGAGGAUGAGGGUUUUUACACUGUCACUGCCCGUAACAGCCACGGCGACGCAGAGAGCUCCGCCGAACUUUACAUACAAGAACCACGGCCAGCCAUCUCCUCACAGAUGGCUAAACUGGAGAAGAUGCCAUCGAUUCCAGAGGAGCCAGAGGUCCCAGAGAAUGAGGUGGAGCGUUUCACUAUGCCUGACUUCAUCAAACCCCUUUAUGACCUGGAUGUGAUCGAGGGAAAGGAGGCUGUGCUCAAAUGUAAAGUGGCUGGUUUGCCAUACCCCACCAUCGUCUGGUUCCACAACGGCAAAAGGAUUGAGAGCACCGAGGACAGAAAGAUGACACAGUUUCGUGAUGUCCACAGCCUGGUCAUCCGCUCAGUGUGCCAUGCCCACGGUGGUGUCUACAAGAGUGUCAUCUCUAACAAAGUUGGCAAGGCCACCUGCUACGCUCAUCUCUAUGUCACCGAUAUCCUCCCUGACCCUCCCGAUGGGACUCCAGUGAUAGAAUCCAUCACUGGUAAAACCAUCACCUUAAGCUGGAAGAAACCAAGGAGGCUGGACCCUUCCAUUGAUCCCAGCUCCCUGAUGUAUGCGAUCCAACAACAAGCCCUGGGCUCCAUCCAGUGGACCAUCAUAGCUUCUGGCCUGAAGGAGACCACCUACACCAUCACCACCCUCUCCAAAGGCGUGCGCUAUGCUUUCAGGGUCCUGACCAUCACCUCCAAAGCCUUCAGCAAGCCCUCACCUACCACCGAGACAGUGCAGCUCCUGGACCGAGGUCCCUAUCUUCAGGAGGCUCCUGUGAUUAUUGACAAGCCAGAAAUUGUACAUGUGAUGGAAAACCAGUCAGUCACCAUUACUGUCACCCUCAAUCAUGUCAAUGCUGCCGUAAUCUGGAAGAGGAGGGGAGUGGUCCUGGCCAACAAACCAGGCUUGUAUGAGAUGACUAUGCCAGAUGAUGACCAGCAAACGCUGAAGCUGCUUAAAGUGAAGAGUGCUGACAUCGGAGAGAUGAUGUUUGUGGCCUCUAACAAAUAUGGCAGCGACAGCUGCACCUUCAGCGUGGAGAUGGCAGCUCCCCCAACAUUUGAAACUAUCAUGGAGGACUUGGACGUUUGUUCUGGGGAGACCCCUCGCUUUGCUGUGGUUGUGGAGGGCAAACCCAUUCCCGACAUCCUCUGGUUCAAGAAUGACAUCCUGUUGUCGGAGAGCAGUCAUUACACGUUUGUGUAUGAUGAUAAUGAAUGUUCCCUGGUGGUUCUAAACGCUCGUCCAGAGGACUCCGGGGUUUACACCUGCACUGCCAGGAAUUUGGCAGGAUCUGUGUCCUGUAAAGCUGAACUCACCAUUCAUGAAGCUAGACGUAAAGAGGAUCCAAUGGAUGAUGAGGAGACUAUACUAAGGAAAAUGCGCAGACUGACUGACAACUAUGACAUUCACAAGGAAAUUGGAAGAGGUGCAUUUUCCUAUGUGAAACGUGUGACCCAGAAGGUUAGCAAAAUGGAGUAUGCUUCAAAGUUUAUCUCCACACGGGCCAAGAGGAAGGCGUCUGCUCGGAGAGAGAUGAACCUGCUUUCCAAGCUGGACCACGAGAGAGUCCUUUACUUUCAGGAUGCCUUCGAGAAAAAGAAUGCAGUCGUCAUCAUCACUGAAAUAUGCCAUGAGGAGCUGCUUGACAGAUUUACAAGGAAAUCUACAGUAAUGGAGUCUGAUGUACGUUCAUGUAUAAGACAACUGCUUGAGGGCAUGGACUACCUUCAUCAUCUUAACAUCAUACACCUGGACAUUAAGCCUGAUAACAUCCUGAUGGCGGACCCCCAUGGUGAUCAGAUCCGAAUCUGCGACUUCGGCAACGCAGUGCAGAUCACACCCGAUGAGGCUCAAUACUGCAAAUAUGGCACACCAGAAUUUGUUGCACCAGAAAUUGUCAAUCAGACCCCUGUGUCAAAAGCUACAGACAUCUGGUCAGUUGGAGUUAUUGCAUACCUGUGUCUGACAGGAGUUUCUCCAUUUGCUGGAGAGAAUGACCGCAGCUCUGUACUGAACAUCAGGAACUAUAACGUGGCCUUCGAGGAGAGCAUGUUCGCUGACCUUUGUCGAGAGGCUAAAGGGUUCAUCAUAAAGCUGUUGGUAACAGACAGGCUGAGACCUGAUACUCAAGGAUGUCUCCGACACCCCUGGUUCAAGACACUUAGCAAGGGGAAGGCCAUAAGUACAGAGUCCAUGAGGAAGUUUGUAUCACGCAGAAAAUGGCAGCGUUCGCUAAUCAGCUAUAAAUCAAAAAUGGUCAUGAGGUCCAUACCUGAGUUGCUGAACGACUCCUCCAGCCAUAUCUCCAUUGCCGUUCCCAGGCACCUUAAAGAAGGUUCACCUUUGCCAUCAUCAUCUUCAGAUUCUGAUGAAGACAUUGAUGAACUGCCGUUUAUUCCAAUGCCACUUAACAUGGAAUUUUCUGGAUCAAGGAUGUCACUGAAUGACAUCCAGACCAAUGAGCAGGAAACAGGAAAGCAGGAUGGAACAAGUAAAUGGUCUGGGUCUCCGGUUCAAGCCCAGGAGGCAAUGGAGUGUGACCCUCAAGAAAAGGAUAAAGAAGGGGUCGAAUUAACAAGUAAAGGCCGUGUGCGGAAAAGGUCAUCACAAGAUAAUGGCAGGGAUUCCUCAGAUGAAGAAUCACCCGCUGAAUUGCCGCAAAAGUCACAGCUGACUAGAAAACCCCUGCGAAGGGGUUCAAGCAUGGAGUCAGACAAACCAGAGGGUGGACGACGAAGAGGAGAGCUAAGACGUGGAGGCUCUGCUGACAGUGCAUUGCUGCUCCGGAUUACACCUGAGGAAGGAGUUGGAGAAGGGAACCAAGAGGAUGGAAGAAGAGUUCUCAAGAAAGCGGUCUCUAUGGAACUACCAAGGAGGAGUGCCAGCCCAGGAACUGCCAAGAUGAGUCAAGAAGACUACGCUCUUAAACUGGAGCUGAUGAGACAGCGGCUGCUUCGUGGUGGCAAUGUAGACAACAAGAUGAGUGGACUGAGAGGACCUCUGUUGGAAACAUUAGGAAUGGGAGAUGAAAAACGUGCAAUAACAUCAGAUCGCUACUCUCGUACUGCUCGUUUGGGCCCACCCCCACUAAUUAGAGCUGCAUCCAGCGAUUCUGCAAUGGAGGAAGUUCCCAAACCCAAAGUUUUGCGCAAAACUGCAUCUUUCAGUCAAGGUGAUUCAGAACCCAUAGCUUUACACCGCCGGUCAGGAGCUCCCUUGGAAAUUCCUUUGGCACAGGUAGAAGAGAGAAGGCUCAAGGAAGCCAUAUCUAUGUCAUCUCUCACUGAGCAAAUCAAGCUAGACUCGCGUCCAGUGACUCCCAGGGAGCCUUCGCCAAAACCGCCAAUACCAGAGUCUGUUGUGCAGGAAAGUCCAACCAAAACAGAAAGUGAGGAAUCAUUAAUGGAAAAAGAGAUGAAGCCUGAUGAGACUAUGAACGAAAAGAUGGAAGGGCUGACAACAGAUAGUAAUUUUGAUGAGAGAUCGAGCACUAGUGGUUUCUCAGAGAAGGACAUGAGCAUAUCAGAAGAACCAAUGAUUGAAUCGGAGUAUACGGGCCAGAGAAUUCCUACACCUCCUCUUGUGGUCCAAACCCCUGAACUAGAAGAGAAAAUGGAGGAAGAAGGAGAAAAUGAGAAAGAAGAAAAAGAAGAGAUUUUGAAAGAAGAAGAGGAAACAAUUGUCAGUGUUGCUGAAUCAAAUGCUAAAGAAAAUGUAGAUGUUUCUGAAGAAAAUGUAGAAGAAGAAGUAAUUAUGCCUGCUAAAUCCUCUGAUAUGAUCAUAACCACAAGCUCAGUUAUGGUGAGACCAACACAAGAAUUAUCCCAUCCGUCAGCAAAUGUUAUGUCAACUUAUGUAACACCCUCGCUUCCUGCUCGAGUUGUUCUCCCAGAUGGAAGGACCUCAGCAUAUGCAAGCAUUAUGCAGACCAUCAUGGUCCCUGCAGUUCAGCCUCUCAAUGACCAACUUUUAGGCCCCUCUACACCUGUUGUUGCUCCAGCCACCUUGUCAUCCUCAGUAUCAACUGAAACAUUUGUACCCACAUCUUCACUUGCCAUUAUGUCCUCUGCUUUAGCUGGUCCACCAAAGCCAGGCAUCAUGUCAACCACUGAGCACCCUGCUGUAUACUCCAGGGUAGCAUCACCAGAAAUGAUGACAAAAGAACCCAGUCCACCAAGGACUACCCCAAAUCCCUCAUCCCAACAAGAUCUCUCAGCAGGAGUUGACUUUGAGGACAUUACCUCUGAAGAGGUCUUUGAGGCCCGCUUCAAAAAACGCGAGUCUUCCCUCUCGAGAAGUCUAAAAUUUCUGUCACGGUCAAAGAAUGAGGACAAAUCACAAGCGACUUCAUCAGACUCCGCAGAGUCCGGUGAAGAGAUAUACAGACCUGGGCCAAUUGGUGCACCAUUGGAAUUAGCACCACGGAGAUUUGAGGAGAAGUCAAAGUCAGUCCAGGACCUUCGUGAAGCUCAAAAGGACCAAGGCUUUAUGAGAAGGCUCUCUAUGCGCCUGAAGAGAGCUUCGUCAACUGAGCGCAAGGACGAAACAACCAAAGAAGAAGAUGCUUCAAGACGUAGGCUUUCUUGGACUCUCGGCCGAAGAGGAUCAUCAGACAAGAAGGAAGUGGAGAUGACACACAUGGAUGGUGGAGGUAAACCAUUGGUGGAACAAGAUGAAAAGGAGCUUAAGAAACCUAAUGAAUCACCGGUCUUUGCAAUGCGCAGAAAGAUUGAAUCAACAGUGGCUGGGAUCUCCACAAGAAUUCGCAGCUACUCAGAAGAAAGGAAAGCGUCAGAGGACAAGGAAACCAAGAGGACACCCAUUCUUUCCAUGCUUCGUCGUGCAACAUCAGAGAGCCGUGCUAUGAAGGUUGCCAGUGUUCCUCAGAACCAGCUGGCAUCUCAGGCCACUAAUGGGGCCUCAUCAGAGUCUCUAGACUCCAUGUCCAGCCUAAAGACAGAAACAUCAAAAGUUGUGGAGGGUGAGCGCAGAUCCCGCUGGGAUCGAUGGGGCUUAACCAGAGGGAGGCGAGACAAGACAGUAUCACAGCCUGACAUACCAACAGCAAUCUCCAGAGAAAAUAGUUCCCUACGUUCACGCCAGUACUCUAAACUGGCCUCUGAUUUCCCUCCAGUGUUCCACAUCAAGCUGAGAGAUCAUGUCCUGUUGGAGGGAGAUCCAGUCACACUCAGCUGUCUGCCAGCAGGUAGCCCCCACCCACACAUCACCUGGAUGAAAGAUAAGAAGCCCCUGGAGAUUGAUGCCAGGAUGAACAUGAUCGCCUGCCCUGAUGGCCGGCAGCUACUGAUGAUCAUGCAGACCACCAAAAAGGAUGCAGGGGUCUACGAAUGUGUUGCUACAAGCCCCCUGGCCGCAGUGUCCAGCUCUUGCACAAUAUCUCUUGCUCGUCUGCCUAAUCGUCCUGGGACCCCUGAAAUACCUCAGAAGUACAACAACACAGCCCUGGUGCUGUGGAGGCCCUCAGACACAAUGGCCCCCUGCACAUACUCUCUGGAGAGGAGAGCAGAGGGUGAGACCAACUGGUUGAUCAUGGCUACAGGGGUGGCAGACUGUUAUUACAAUGUGGCUGACCUGCCAGCAGGGUGCUCCUUCAGGUUCAGGGUGGCAUGUGUCAAUAAAGCUGGCCAGGGCCCCUACAGCAACCUCUCCGAAGUAGUAAGCCUGGACGCUUCAGAACCAGCUAAAUCCAGUGCUACAGUGGUGGUCAAGACUGCCCCUGCAACUACUCCUCCUCCCCCUGUGGUGAUGAUGUCAUCCAUGAAAGUGCCUCCCAUUAAACCGGCUCCUAGUAAAUCCAGUACAGUAACACCCGUCCCUCCCUCAACUUCAGCUCCCGCUCCAUCUGUGGCUAAAUCUGCUUCUCCAGUAACCAUCAAACCCACCGUGCAGGUUGAUGCUAGCCGUCCUGCUGCUACUCCGCCCGUUAGUACAGCUCCCUCAGAACAAGCCCCUGCUCAGACCACCACAGCUGUCCAAGCCACAGCAGCCAAAGCCAAGACCACCCUUAGCAUCAGUGUGAGCAAACCACAAACCAAACUGGCGCCUCCCCCUGUUGUCCCACCCAAACCCAAAAGUCCUGUAAAUGCAGUCUCCCCCAUAGCCAAAAAAUCCCCUUCUCCUGUACCACCACCUGCACCUGCCAUCGGGAAACCCAUUUCAUCUGUUCCCAUGUAUGUGCCAGCUGCGACCGUACGCGUUACUCCACCUUCUCAAUCUACUUCCACCCCAACAACCACCACCCUUUCAGUCACUUCUGUGACUGUCUCACCGCCCGUAACUGUCUCACCAUCCAUGACUGUCUCACCGCCCGUGACUGUCUCACCGCUCGUGACUGUCUCACCGCCCGUGACUGUCUCACCGCCCGUGACUCUCUCACCGCCCGUGGUGGUGGUGCAGAGCUUCACACCACUGCUACAAGGAGGGGACAGCCGGACUACCCCAUCUGGACGCGUCACACCAACAGGACGGGCCACACCUUCAGGACGCAGGACGCCGUUGGGAAAGCCUGGAGAGGGAUCUCUGCGCCAGGGAGUUCCACAGAAGCCUUACACCUUCAUGGAUGAGAAAGCAAGGGGUCGGUUUGGUGUGAUCCGUGAGUGCCGGGAAAACGCCACAGGCAACCUCUUUAUGGCUAAGAUUGUUCCAUAUGAGGCAGACAGCAAGCAGGGCGUGCUGCAGGAAUACGACAUCCUUAAGUCCCUUCAUCACGAGAGGAUCAUGGCUCUGCACGAAGCUUACGUCACGCCGCGCUACCUGGUGCUUAUCUCCGAGUACUGCAGUGGGAAGGAGCUGCUCUUCAGCCUCAUAGACAGGUUCCGUUACUCAGAGGAUGACGUGGUCACCUAUAUCGUGCAGAUCCUCCAGGGUCUGGACUACCUCCAUACCCGACGCAUCCUCCACCUGGACAUCAAGCCAGAGAACAUCAUCAUCACCUACAUGAACGUCAUCAAGAUCAUUGACUUUGGCAGCGCUCAGACGUACAACCCUCUCUUCCUCAAGCAGUUCAGCCCUCCUAUUGGAACGCUGGAGUAUAUGUCUCCAGAGAUGUUGAAAGGGGAUGUAGUGGGUCCUCCAGCUGACAUCUGGAGCGUGGGCAUACUGACUUUCAUUAUGUUGAGCGGCAAGUCGCCUUUCAUUGAAAAUGAUCCUCAGGAGACUGAAGCCAGGAUCCAGGCGGCAAAGUUUGACCUCUCUAAACUCUACCAGAAUGUGUCCCAAAGUGCCUCUCUGUUCCUCAAAAAGAUCCUCUGUAGCUACCCUUGGGCCCGUCCCUCCAUUAAGGACUGCUUCAAUAACUCCUGGCUUCAAGAUGCCUACCUGAUGCGCCUCCGCAGGCAGACUCUCACCUUUACAACCACCCGUCUCAAGGAAUUCUUGGCCGACCAGCAGCGCAGGCGAGAGCAGGUGGCCACUAAGCACAAAGUCCUCCUGCGGUCCUACCAGAGCUCGCCACAAACCCCCACCAGCCCCGCCACGCCAAAUGUGCCAACUUUUCCCAACGCACCUGUCUCCCAAUGAAAACAGGCUUCCAAACACCAGUUGUCAUGACUUUACCGUGGGUGGGAGUGGGGGGGGGCAUCCUCAGAGUGAGACGAGACUUUGGGCCGUGAGGUGGGAUGGUCCCUUCAGGUUUGAGUUGUUGAACUUGGUUGGAAGAAAAAAAAAAAAAAAAAGAAACCAGUAGUGGCUGUGAUCUACAGAGACGUCACUUCUUCUUCUUUUGUGGUUCCUAAAGAGAAUCUAAAAGAGGCUUUCACACUUAAGGGAACUCUUACAAAGUUACAAGAGCCUGACUGUAUUUUUAUAUGGUGGACCUUGUUCAUACAAGGCAGGAUGUUGUCUUCAAGUUAGUACCUCAAGGUUUGUAACUUUGCAUACAUUUUGGAUAAAUGACUUCCUUUCUUACUGUCAACUCUCCAAUGAUUAGAGGGAAUGCAUUAUUAAGACAUAGUAGUAACCCUAACCCGCCAUGGAAGACCUAAAAUUGCUGUAAUAGAGUUUUGAUGUUAAAAAUAUUGUUUCAUUUAAGUACAAGUUAUUCACGAGAUUCCAAAAUAAUGAAUUCUGAGCACAAUUUCAAAACAAGGAGCGCUAAAACAAUUGAUGCCUUUUCCACAGCAACACCUCCGCUGUAUCCGUCUACAGUCUCAUAGUCAGUGUUUCCUGACCACAUGUUCAUUCUAUGAUGUCUAAUUAUGUGUCCAUGAUUAAGGACAGCCAAGAUUGCUCUCCUUAAACUUAAUCCAACUUCAUUCGUGCUACAGUACCUGAGUUUUUAUACUCCUGUAGCAUCUCGAUGAUUGUCAAGAUUGUAGCAGUUCCUUUUUUGUUCUGAGUUUUGGAGUUCAGAGGAUACGUCGGAGGAUUCUCUACAAGGGCUAUUAGAAAAGGACUCUUAUAAUCAGCACUAAUUUCUUCCCUAAUGUUACUAAAGAUAGUAAUGAUUUGCUCAUUCUCAAUAUCUGAAUUUUGUUUUGGAAUUUGUUAUUAGAUCAUUUUUGCUCCAAGUGAUGAGACGCACAGCACAAGUGGCUCCACUGUGUUGGCGCUCUGCAGACACUAGUUCCUUCACCACAAGUAAGCUAACAACCAGCAAACAAUCAGCUCAGCUCUUCCACUCAGCCCAGCGUAAAGGAUCCAGUGGGAUGAGCCACGCAGAGAUAUUUACACUCAUCUCUGAGUUUACUAAAAUGAACUUUACAAGUUUGCUGAGUCACUCAAUGUGUUCUUAGAGUGUGCAUACAGCACUCAGCCUGAGAUACCAGAUCAUUAUUAAAUGUGAGAUUAUUCAGGGGGUUAACUGAAUGGCUUUAGAAACCCACUGGUGAUACUGGGGUGCCUCCAAGUGCCCUUAACCAGUUAGCAUUAGUCAGCAUAAAAAAUAGCCUCUCCAGUUCAUUGAGAAAGGAUGUUUAUUACGACAUUGUUGAGUGUAUUAGUUCUUAUUUUAACAGCUACUACUUUGAAAAAAAAAAUAGUUAUUUGGUUUUUAUAAAUUACAGUUUUUAAAUGACCCAGAAAUGUUUUUAUAAAUAAAGUUAAAUAAGAUUUUAAAUGGUUACAAUUAAAUUAUAAAUUAUUAUUUAUUCCCUUAAUUAAGCGUCAUAUACCCUUUUGGUUUCCAGCCCAUACAAGCUUACAAGACGCUAUACACAGUGAUCAAAACAUAAAUUCAAUACAUGUGCAAUAUUACAGCCCCCGGUUUAAAUCUUAGACAAUCCAUACAGCAUAGGGAAUAUUUAAUAUAUUUUAAGGGAAGCCUCCUCUUAUUCCAUGCUCGAGCUAUAUUGAGGGAAAAAUACAUAAGAUAAUAUUGUUAAAAACAAGUCUUACAAGUCUUUGUUCAUCAUCAAUAGAUUGUAAAUGAGAGAAAACAUGUCUGGUUGAUUUUCACUGCAGAAUGGGUAAAUCAUACAUUUGAUCUCAUUUUAGUCCUUUAAAGCACAUAAAGUCCUCUUCAAGGACAAUAUUGAAGACUGCAAUUGGACACAUACUGACAAUUGUCCCUUGGUUGGAUUGAAGGUAGAAUAUGACUCAUGCUAAAUAUUUGUUUCGGAAGUCUAUCUUCGGGUGUCACUACCAGCACAUUUGCUUUAACAUGACGUUGAUCAUAAAUCAGUGAUGCGUUGAUCAUUUCGAUUCAUCCUCAUCAUAAAUAAAUGGCUAACUUGUAUUGUUUCUUUCAUAUUGCUUUGCCUUGUGAGGGCAAAUUCUGUUUUCAGACCAGCAUGUGAAACAUUUGCACAAUGUCAGAUUUUUGAUCACUUUGCUCUUCACAGCUGUGUACAGAUUUGCACACUUAAUACAAAAAGUGUAAUUUCUGCGACAGGUUGGAUUCAUUUUAAAGUCGACUCCCAAUCAGACAGUGAUGAGUCUUUUACGACGAUGUCGUGUAAAGCUGCGUCAUACAUUCAGCUAAAUCACCAGUUGUUUUGAUCAGUGUAUUGACUGGCAGAGAUUGUUGGUAAUUCUAUGAAAUGAUUCUACUAGUUCUAUAUAUUCUAAUGCUAUUGCUAGAUAAAUACUGCCCUUUUCUGCAGCUCUUUGUCUUUUUGGCUCAGUCAUUUCUCUAUGCAGAGUAGAAGUUAAUCACUGAGGGAGUUGUUUUAAACCUGAAUGAAAACAUGCAACAUCAGCAUGAGGAUGCAAUUUUGCAUUCAAUUCUGAACGUCUGUGCAUUAUAUUAUGUUCUUUAAUCAUACAACAACUAUUUGUAAGCAGACGACAGGGUUUUGAAAAAAAAGAUGUUGAACGCUUCACAUUUUGUAUUAAAUCCUAUGCCGUAUUUUGUGGAAUGUGUUGCAGUGCCUCGUGAUGGAUAUUAGACCCACAGAGAAAAUAGUUUGUUAAAUGAAUGACUUUUUUUGAUUAUAUGAAUGUGACUGCUUUGUGUGUGUUUCGCAAUUUGUUUAUUUAUUGAGUGACUGUAUUUGUUAUAGCUGCUGCUUUUUAUUUUGUGACCUUUCUGAAUCUGGCAUGGAAAAGGCAUGACAGCUGUUACGGCUAUGAACAAUAAAGGAAAUAUGAGAAAUAUAUGAA
Molecule: messenger RNA, 14683 nt
Organism: Sebastes umbrosus (honeycomb rockfish)
Lineage: Eukaryota; Metazoa; Chordata; Actinopteri; Perciformes; Sebastidae
Gene: spegb
Product: striated muscle enriched protein kinase b
Exons: 41
Coding region: 704-11662 (3652 amino acids)
Biological process (GO): protein phosphorylation
Molecular function (GO): protein binding; ATP binding; protein kinase activity
Source: RefSeq, a predicted model, not a curated record